This is a messenger RNA of Cherax quadricarinatus, 4530 nucleotides long. Lineage: Eukaryota; Metazoa; Arthropoda; Malacostraca; Decapoda; Parastacidae. The record is from RefSeq and is a predicted model, not a curated record.
AUGCUUAGUUGAGAUUGAUAUUUUUGCACUUGUGAAUAAGCAGAAAAAUAGAUGGGAAGUUGAACAGUGUUCUUGGCAUGUAGCAAGCUCAGUGCUGUCAAUUCAACGACACUCAUUUAUUAUGACUUGCCUCGAGUUUUUGUACACUAAUGUUUGUUAAUUGAUUUCAGAUUGGGAACACACGGUGAAGGUUGGUGUCCUGGACUGUGCGGUCGAUGAGAAUGUACCAGUCUGUCGAGAACAUGAAGUCAUGGGCUAUCCAACAAUCAAGUUGUUUGCUGCUCGUGCUAGCAAGAGGAGCAGCUGCAGACGCCUGGUCGGAGGUGCGGGACUACGGCAUCGUGGAGCAUGUUGUUGUUAUUGUUGACACAGCCAAGUCUUACAUCAGCUGGCGUACCAUACUAGACCUGGGAGGAUACUCCACUGUUGCCGUCCGCUACAAGGAAGUAGACAUACUUGACGCCACAGAGUUCUCAUCUGCUGACUUACCCACUGUGAUCUUCGUGGAUAAGGCGCUGAAGGAAGAGGUGGUGAAAGGUGCACCCAACACCCGUGAAGGAUUGAAAGAAAUGAUUGCCAAGAAGCUCGGUCUGAACGUGGGGAUGCUGCCGUACAAGACAGUGUACUCGGGUCGAAGAACUGAUGCUGCAGUAAAGAAGGAAGAUACGGAGGGCGCUGGUGACGGGCAGCCAGAGGAAAUAAAUAGCGAUAAACUUAACUACGAAGACGACUUGCCUGACACUGCCUUUGCCGGCAUAGAGAGAAGUGACCAAGUCUACAUGGUUGAUAUUGAGAAUGCUGUUUCUUAUGCACUAGGGCAUGAAGUCAUACAACAUAAGUUUGUCCGAGGAGAAGCGCUUAAAUCCCUCCAGGAUUUCCUGGAAGUGCUGGUGAAGUACCUCCCAGCUCGACCAGUUGUCCACAAGUUCUUGUCCAAGCUGCAUCAGUACACUGUUGGUCAGAGAAAUGGCAUUGAAGGCAUCAAGUUUGCUGAAGUUAUGAAGUCUCUCCAGGGUCAGGAUUCCAUCUUGCCCACUCAUCAGCCUUGGAUUGGGUGUCUGGGAAGUGAGCCCAGGUACAGAGGUUAUCCUUGUGGUCUAUGGACUACCUUCCAUGUGCUGACAGUUAAUUCAGUUCUUCAAGAUGGCAGUAAAGUGUCAUUUAAUGCCAAGACAAUUCUCCGGGCUAUUCAUGGCUUCGUAAAACACUUUUUCUCGUGUAAAUAUUGUUCGCAGCACUUUCAAGCUAUGUAUGCUGAAGAUGCCGAAUCAUCCGUGAAUGUGGCAGAUGAUGGCAUCCUCUGGUUGUGGCGAGGCCAUAACAAAGUUAACAAGCGCCUUCAUGGUGACGCGAGUGAGGAUCCCAUGCACCCAAAACAACAGUUUCCCUCUGAAGCAGCAUGUGCAGCGUGCUGGCACAAAGGUACUCUAGUCGAACAGGAAGUUCUGCCAUACCUUAAGCGUAUAUACUCUAAGGGGAUGCUCUCCUUCCGAGGUACUCAGAUGAUCUCGCCUCCAGCAAAGAACAAGCAAGCCAGAGUCAUGGAAGAGUUAGAGAAAAACAGAGAGAGGGAAGAGAGAAAGGAGAGCGUGAAGGUGAAUGAGAAGCUUCACAACAUGGCGGAACAGCAGCCACUGCGUCCACUGAGCACCUGGGGCUUCAACAGUACAGACAUCAGCCUGUGCGUCUUCCUCUACGGCAUCUCCACUCUCAUCAUCAUGAGUGUCUAUUGCAUGGUCGUCAUCAGAAGGAAACUCAGGAGGAGAAGAUUCUUAGAGGCGUAUAAACUGCCCAUAUAAGGCACUUUUUUCCCCAAAAGUGUCUUGGAAAACCAUCCUGCACCUAAUAUGCUCUUGCUAGAGUUGUUCCUCUGAACGAAACUACCUGGACUUCUACUCAUUUCUGCAACAUUGCAACUCCUGAAGAUGUGUUGAUUGCAACACAAAAGGCCUAGAGUUAUCAUUUAACUCCCCCUGUGGUUGUUUAGCAUCAAUUACUGCAUUAUUUUUUAUUAUUUUUUUAUUAACACACUGGCCGAUUCCCACCAAGGCAGGGUGGCCCAAAAAAGAAAAACUUUCACCAUCAUUCACUCCAUCACUGUCUUGCCAGAAGGGUGCUUUACACUACAGUUUUUAAACUGCAACAUUAACACCCCUCCUUCAGAGUGCAGGCACUGUACUUCCCAUCUCCAGGACUCAAGUCCGGCCUGCCGGUUUCCCUGAAUCCCUUCAUAAAUGUUACUUUGCUCACACUCCAACAGCACGUCAAGUAUUAAAAACCAUUUGUCUCCAUUCACUCCUAUCAAACACGCUCACGCAUGCCUGCUAGAAGUCCAAGCCCCUCGCACACAAAACCUCCUUUACCCCCUCCCUCCAACCUUACAUACAUGACAUAAAACAAGGCACACCUGCACCCAUAAAAUUUAACCAUGAAAUGAAGUCAGUGAAUCAUUAAAUCAAAAUAUAUGUAGACAAUUCACAAGUUACUCAUUUCUUAUUUAGUAAGAGCACUGCUGGAAAGACAGCAGUUGAAUGAAUGAUGAUGAGUGUGUUUUAUUUUCUCUGGGUCACCUAACCUUGGUGGGAGAUGGUCAAUAUACAGUCAGCUCUCUUAUCAAGCUUUUCUAUUUAUAGUCAGUUUUCUUGUAUAGCUCCUCUAUAUACAAUCAGCUCUUAUAAAGCUCCUCUGUAUAGUCCUAUUUUGUAAAUGCAUUUGAAAUAUAUAGAGGAGCAUUACAUUAUAAGAGAGAUGACUGUAUAUAGAAGAGCUUUAUAGGAGAGCUGACUAUAUAUAGAGAAGCUUAUAUAUGAAUGUAAAGCUGUCUGCUAUAUCAAUCCAGAGAAAAGUUUUGACUUAGUCAAUUCUCUUGUAAAGCUCCUCUAUACAGUGCCAUUUUUUUAUUUUUUUGGUAAAUGCAGUAAGAAAAAGUACAUCAACAAUUAAAUAACACAUAGUAAGACCUCAUAGUACAUGCAUUCAAUUUUUGUUGGCCUUUUUCAGUUAAGAUAAGAUUUUUAACCCCGGAGGGUUAGCCACCCAGGAUAGCCCAAGAAAGUCAGUGUGUCAUCGAGGACUGUCUAACUUAUUUCCAUUGGGGUCCUCAAUCUUGUCCCACAGGAUGCGACCCACACCAGUCGACUAACUCCCAGGUACCUAUUUGCUGCUAGGUGAACAGGACAACAGGUGUAAGGAAACAUGUAGAAAUGUUUCCAGCAGGCCACCGGGCCACCUUGUCGAAUAAUUUUUUUAUCCUGUGAAAAUGUCAAGAAUUCGUGACGGAUCUUGACAUUCAUAAUAUUAAUUAUUUAAAAGAAUUUUAUUUUUAUUUUAUCUCGCUUUUGAUAAAUUUUUAGAAACCAUUGUGUUUACCCAAAGAAAUUUCUUUUAAAUGACCAAAAAGUCCAACUAUUCACAAUUAGUCACAACACGUUUUAAGGAAUUUAAGGUAUACAGUGGACCCCCACAUACCGUACGCAUCGCAUACCGUACAAUCCGCAUACCGGACGCUUUGAUCGCUAAAAUUUUGCCUCGCAUACCGCCCAAAAACCCGCUCACCGCCCUUCGUCCGAGACGCGUCCAAUGUGCGGCCUGAGCCAGCCUCAUAUGUUCCGCCGGUGGCAUUGUUUACCAGCCAGCCUCCGCGGUAACAUCCAAGCAUACAAUCGGAAUAUUUCGUAUUAUUACAGUGUUUUCGGUGCUUUAUCUGGAAAAUAAGUGACCAUGGGCCCCAAGAAAGCUUCUAGUUCCAACCCUACAGCAAUAAGGGUGAGAAUUCCAAUAGAGAUGAAGAAAGAGAUCAUUGAUAAGUAUGAAAGUGGAGUGCGUGUCGCCGACCUGGUCAGGUUGUACAAGAAACCCAAAUCAACCAUCUCUACUAUUGUGGGCAACAGAAAGGCAAUCAAGGAAGCUGUUCUUGCCAAAGGUUUAACUGUGUUUUCGAAACAGAGAUCGCAAGUGAUGGAAGAUGUUGAGAGACUCUUAUUGGUGUGGAUAAAUGAAAAACAGCUAGCAGGAGAUAGCGUCUCUCAAGCGAUCAUAAGCGAAAAGGCUAGGAAGUUGCAUGAGGAUUUAAUUAAAAAAAUGCUUGCAACUAGUGAUGAUGUGAGUGAAUUUAAGGCCAGCAAAGGUUGGUUUGAGAGAUUUAAGAAGCGUAGUGGCAUACAUAGUGUGAUAAGGCAUGGUGAGGCUGCCAGUUCGGACCACAAAGCAGCUGAAAAAUAUGUGCAGGAAUUCAGGAGUACAUAGAAACUGAAGGACUGAAACCUGAACAAGUGUUUAAUUGUGAUGAAACAGGCCUGUUUUGGAAGAAAAUGCCAAGCAGGACCUACAUUACUCAGGAGGAAAAGGCACUCCCAGGACAUAAGCCUAUGAAAGACAGGCUUACUUUGUUGAUGUGUUCCAAUGCUACUGGUGAUUGCAAAGUGAAGCCUUUAUUAGUGUAUCACUCUGAAACUCCCAGACUGUUCAGGCAAAAGAAUGUCCUCAAGGAGAAUUUGUGUGUGCUGUGGAGGGCAAACAGUAAGGCAUGGG